This is a messenger RNA of Pezoporus occidentalis (night parrot), 1813 nucleotides long. RefSeq names its product butyrophilin subfamily 2 member A2-like. Gene Ontology annotation, biological process: regulation of gene expression; innate immune response; protein ubiquitination. The record is from RefSeq and is a predicted model, not a curated record. Gene Ontology annotation, cellular component: cytoplasm. The transcript is spliced from 7 exons. Bases 1050 to 1565 code for a protein of 171 amino acids. NCBI's taxonomy places the organism in Eukaryota, Metazoa, Chordata, Aves, Psittaciformes, Psittacidae. Gene Ontology annotation, molecular function: ubiquitin protein ligase activity; protein binding.
UACCAAAUUCCCACUUGGUUGUUGAAAUACUGGAGUUGUUCCUGAAGUUUCAGAUGAGGCUUGAGCCCAGGAAUCCUAAUUGUGUCCUUUAUUCCCUUCCUUAAAGGGGAAAUCACAGAGGAGCUUGGUAAGUCCUUCCCGGUCUUUCCUCCUUUCUCUUCCCCUUUCCCUGCUAUUCCCCUUUCCCUGCUCUUCUCCCACUUGCAAUGUGGGUGCUGCAAAGAACCUGAAGCUUUGUUUCUUUUCCCUUUUUUUCCCAUUCCCAGCGGAGCAGAGCACGCGCAUCGGUGAGUGCUGCUCUUCCAUAGGGAAAUGGAGCUCUUCCCUUCUAACAUGGGAUAAAGGAGCCUUAGGCUCCAUGUCCGUGGCUGCUCAAUGUGUGCUUCUCCCCGAGCAUCCCAAAUCCCUUUGGAAUGAUGGUUUGGAUACAUGGGGAUCAGUGAUUCCUAAUCCAUUGGAAUACAACCCAAAAUGCAUAAACUUCUGGUUGAUGGAUCUAUAAGGGGGAAAGAACCAUAACUAAAUCUACUUUUCCUUUUGCUCUUCCCAGAGGAACUCACGGUGGAGCUGGGUGAGUCCCUUCCCUACCCCAACCAGGGUGGAUCCUUUGGGAUUUAGGCUGGGGUUAGUGGGAGCCUGUUGGUUCUUUGCUUGAAGAUGAGGGAAGCACAUAUGGGAAUGAUAGCCAGGGCUAAAUGGGAAUGUCAGUUCUCUACAUGGAACAGCAAAACAUCAGUUCAUCAUCUCAGGAUGAACACCCAAAAACUGGGGAAUAACUCAUUUUCCCUCCCUUUUCCAUCUGUUUUCCUUCCUUUAGGACAACGGGAUGCCCGGAUUGGUACGUGUCCACCUCCUCCCUGCUCCUACACUUGUGCUUCCAUUGCCAUGAUGAUGGUGAUGGAUCAGUUGGGAUUUGUUCUCUCUCAGGUGACCUGUCUGCAGGGAUUGAGACCCGCGAGAGGAGGAUUGAGGAGCUCACAGCAGAGCUCGAGGAAUACAAAGCCAAAGCACGAAGGUGCCUCCAGGAGCACAGGAAGGAAGAGGAGACAAUGGCGGAGGUGACGCUGGAUCCAGCCACAGCCCAUCCACGCCUCAUCGUGUCCCCGGAGCUGCGGAGUGUGCGGUGGGAAUUUCGCCUGGAGCAGCCUCCCGACGUUCCCGAGCGCUUCGACACCGAUCCCUGCGUGCUGGGCGGCGAAUCCUUCUCCUCCGGGCGGCACUGCUGGGAGGUGGACGUGGCCCAGGGGCAGUACUGCGCCAUCGGCGUCAGCAGGGCCUCUUUGAAGAGGAAGGGCCCCAUCAGCUUCAGCCCCGAGGAGGGGAUCUGGGCCCUGCAGCAAUGGGGCUUCCAGAGCAGAGCCCUCACAUCCCCCCCCACCGCCCUGAACCUGGCACGGGUGCCCAGGAGGAUCCGGGUGUCUCUGGAUUAUGAGUGGGGAGAGGUGAGGUUCUUUGAUGUGGAGAACCAAGUCCCCAUCUUCACCUUCCCUCCGGCAUCCUUCCGUGGGGAGCUGCUCCGGCCCUGGUUCUGGCUGGAGCUGGGCUCCAUCUCCCUGCGCCGGUGACCAUCCUGGUGCGGAGGGGCUGGAGGAGCCAUGGAAGAGCCUUGGGGGCUGUGGGAGAUCACUGAUGGACACUGUGGUCAUCACCAUGCACAUCUCACUGUCCCCUGAUAUCCCUUGGAUAUCCUUGAUAUCCCUGUGAUAUCCCUCUUCCAUCCCUACAUGCUCCAAGAGCCUUGAACCAUGGCUCCCACCCCACAGUUGGACACCCAGCAGGUGCUUCCCAAUGGACAAUAAACCACUUGAGCCUC